CUGAAUGAUUGGCGAAAGGUGAAAGAGUGACGUGCGCACACCGUUCCCUGCUGGCGGACCGGGGAAUCACUGCGGGGGGCUCGAGAGAAAGAUCCUUUAUUCAAGGAGAACCAUCCUCCGCUCCUCGGUUGCACGGACACCUUCCCGCCGUCCUCUCGCCUCUCUCGGCUUCUUCUCUCGGAGCUCCGGACCCACACUGGGACUCCACGGCUGCGGUGCCCGGCUCAGAGCGCUGGCAGGGCGGCUGCAGGACUGAGGAGGGGUCGGUGUGAAGCCUGGAUGUUUUGAUAGAAUGGAUGCAGGCUCUCAUGUCUCACCUUGGGGAGGAGGGCUCGACCUGCGAUGUGUGACCUCUGACUUCUGACCUGUCUGAGAGACGAGGAGGAAGAGGAGGAGGAGGAUGAGGAGGAUGAUGGAGGGAGGAGGAGAGGAAGCUCAGUUUUCUGACCUGGGAAGCGCCCCCCCGAGAGGAGGAGCUGCAGCAGACGGACAGAAUGGUGUCGUCAACAGUAGGCUGGAGUUUGGGUUUCCUCCUCAGAUCCUGAACCCCAGCGCUCUCCUGCCCCAUCAGGCGGGGUCUCCCGGCCUCCUGCUGAAGGCGUGGGGGGAGGAAGUGGGAGGCGACUGCUGCGAGACCACCUUCAUCGAGGGGCUGGCCGCCGACGCCUCCUCCAAUAGGGAGGCGCUGAUGUUCCUGGACAUCUCCGGAGAGGACGUGAGGAUUCAGUCGCUGGCGAACGACGUGGAGGAGGACGAGGAGCUCCAGGAGCUGGAGGCCUGUGUGUGUCAGAGCGAUAACUCCAGCGAAUCAGAGAGCGAGGACGCCUUCCUGCUGAUGCCCCGCAGAGACCACCUGGGGCUCAGCGUGUUCUCCAUGCUCUGCUGCUUCUGCCCGCUCGGCAUCGCCGCCUUCUACCUGUCGCACGAGACCACCAAGGCUUCCUCUCUCGGGGACUUCCACGCGGCUGCCUCCAGCUCGCGGCGCGCCCUCUUCCUUGCCGUCCUCGCCAUCACCAUCGGGACGGGGCUGUACGUGGGUGUCGCUGUGGCGCUCAUCGCCUACCUCUCCAAGAACCACCACUGGUGACUUCAUCGGGGGGGGGGGGUUCUUAGUGGGAGAUCUCUACUGGAGCUCCCCCAAGGUCGGAAUCCCUCGCCAUCGGAACAUUCAGAGGACAUGCUAAGAACUUUCCUGAGGGCGGCCAUCUUUCCUUCCCGCUUGUGCUACUGCUAUGCAGUCCCUCCCCAGUCCAGACCUCCCAGUCCAGACCUCCCAGUCCAGACCUCCCACCAAUGGAAGUGGAGGCGAACUGGAGGAGAGUCCCUCCCUCUGAGGUCUUCUCAUGUUCUUAAGAUGAUUUUCAGGUUUUUUAAAACCCGUUUAUGCUCGGGCUGCUAUAUUAAUGUCUGUUUGUAACUAAAUAUUUGGUACGGCAGCUGACAGACGCUCUGCAACGAGACCCUCAGGAGGAGCAGAUACAGAAACACAUGCAGCAUCUAGAGAACAUUCAGCAGAGGAAACAUGAGCAGUUUACUGAAAGCUGCAAGAAGCUCCAACACAACGGAGACCAGGGGACACUAAAGAGAGACACACACAGCUGGAGACCAGGGGACACUAAAGAGAGACGCACACAGCUGGAGACCAGGGGACACUAA
Molecule: messenger RNA, 1656 nt
Organism: Eleginops maclovinus (Patagonian blennie)
Lineage: Eukaryota; Metazoa; Chordata; Actinopteri; Perciformes; Eleginopidae
Product: synapse differentiation-inducing gene protein 1
Exons: 5
Coding region: 401-1087 (228 amino acids)
Biological process (GO): positive regulation of synapse assembly; synaptic vesicle clustering
Cellular component (GO): postsynaptic density membrane; intracellular membrane-bounded organelle; excitatory synapse
Source: RefSeq, a predicted model, not a curated record